GCCGCAGCGCCGCCGCCGCCUCCACCCACCGCAGGGAUCCCCCAAUGGCUCCGUCGUCGAAGAUGGCGCUGGGCAUCAAGCGCGCGUCGCGGUCCAACACCUACCACCGCCGCGGCCUCUGGGCCAUCAAGGCCAAGAACGGCGGCGCCUUCCCCAAGGCAGACAAGCCCGCCGCCGCCGCCGAGCCCAAGUUCUACCCCGCCGACGACGUCAAGCCGCGCACCGUCAGCACCCGCAAGCCAAAGCCCACCAAGCUCAGGUCUACCAUCACGCCCGGGACGGUGCUCAUCCUGCUCGCGGGGAGGUACAUGGGGAAGCGCGUGGUGUUCCUCAAGCAGCUCAAGUCCGGCCUGCUCCUCAUCACUGGUCCUUUCAAGAUCAACGGCGUGCCAGUUCGCCGUGUGAACCAGACCUAUGUCAUUGCCACAUCCACAAAGGUUGACAUCUCUUGUGUUAAGGUUGAUAAGUUUGAUGACAAAUACUUCGCGAGGGAGAAGAAGACCCGGGCCAAGAAGACCGAGGGGGAGCUGUUUGAGACAGAGAAGGAGGCAACCAAGAACCUGCCUGACUUCAAGAAGGAUGACCAGAAGGCCAUCGACGCUGAGCUGAUCAAGGCUAUCGAGGCUGUCCCAGAGCUUAAGAACUAUCUUAGUGCCCGGUUCUCUCUCAGGGACGGUGACAAGCCCCAUGAGAUGUCCUUCUAAGCUGCAAGUUCCUGAGUUUUUGGGAAGUGUUUUGCCUAGCUUGUUUCUGAACUUUGUACCCUCUUAGUUAACUUCCUAUAUCUGUUGAAGUGACUGUCAAAUAUUAUGAGAAGAUUUAAGAGAAUCAAUUUCAGCCUUGGUGCUUCGUUGUGACA
Molecule: messenger RNA, 859 nt
Organism: Lolium rigidum
Lineage: Eukaryota; Viridiplantae; Streptophyta; Magnoliopsida; Poales; Poaceae
Product: 60S ribosomal protein L6-like
Exons: 4
Coding region: 45-704 (219 amino acids)
Biological process (GO): cytoplasmic translation; ribosomal large subunit assembly
Cellular component (GO): ribosome; cytosolic large ribosomal subunit
Molecular function (GO): RNA binding; structural constituent of ribosome
Source: RefSeq, a predicted model, not a curated record